AUGUGGUCCGUAGCGCUUAUCAUCGGAGUCGCCGUCGCGGCCGCAGUGGUUUUGCUUGUCACCGGGGUUUUCCUCGCCGUCAGCCUCGAGCGGCGGCGACACCGACAUAUCAUGCAGACCCACGGUCUAUCGAGCAGGCUCAGCAGUUACCAUCGAGCCAAGCUCAGUGCGAGCGAAAACAACUAUUCUCACGUCACGGCGCCGAGGACCACUCUGAGACGAAGCGUGCAGCUCCCUUACGGUGUUGUUUCCAUUGGAUGCUUGGAGUCUGGAUCUGGAUCUCUAGCUGAGGAAGAGACAGAGACAGCGGUCGAUCAGGCCACACAACUCUUGCGUGACAACCACCACCAUGAAUUGCUGCGUCCAAAGGAGAGGCGAAGCAUCCGACGCUCAUUCAACGGGCAUCAUCUCCAUAUCCCCAAGACACGUCGACACAAAGAAGUGCGAAAAGCAAUGUCAGUCAAUCAGAUGCAGAGGUCUCCCCUCUCGGCCAUCACCGAGUUCACCGAUUCGCCUCCGUCCAAGUCGCCUGGUGUCGAUGUCGCCGAAUCCUCUUCCGACGCGAGACAGGCUGCGCCCGGUUUGGAUUCUGGGUUGAAAGAGGAGCGCCAGAUGUCAGUGCAAUGGCCCCUGAUUGUGUCCAAGACACGACCGUUGGACGCCACGCCCACGGCAGUCAUGUCCAUGGCUGCUCGGGCAAGUAUGCUCAUGCGUAUGGGAGGAGGAAUGGCCCAUCCAUCGCAAUCCAAAUCCAAUCUUGGUCCAACUACAACGACGGUCCCUCAUUCUGUCAGCAUGACCAGUACAAUCUCGUCAGCCCCAGACGACCCCCUCCUGCCGCUGCCGAUGAUAGACGGGUACAAAAGUUAUAGGGCGCAUGGUCUGAAUUCAAGGGCGUCAAGUACCAGCUUGGAGACUGUUGGUUCCUCGGUGUUAGGGGCCAAUGUGGGCUUAGGCCCCGGCUCCCUUUCGAACCGGGGAACAGAAGUUCUCAUGCCCGGCUCAGAGGCAGGCGCGAAGUGCUAUGGACUUGACGCUUAUCUGAAUCGAAAACCAUCGACACCUCGACUUCAAGUACCAUCGGUGAAACAGACCAUCCAUGGCCUCUGCACUAGCAAGCCUAGCAUUCAUUCCCUCCACCCGAGCUUCGACAUGAACGGAUCGAGUCCAGACCCUCUCGGAGAUGCUUUCAAUCAUCAUCAAUUGCCUGGGAUGGUCGGCCGCAAUCAUCAUCAAUUGUCCGGGAUGGUCGGUCGCGAAGAGUCUUUCAAGACGAUCGACGCAAGUCUUUGGGACAUCCUGGCUCCAUUGCGAAUCCACAAGACCCGUUCAGGAGACACAGGGACCAAACCGGCGAGACAUUCAAUGUUCGAAUCGUCGAAAGCUCCGCAAUGGCGGGCGGUCAGCGACUUUGUGACGACCAAGCCAUCCGACACAUGUACGGGGCCUCUCUCUCCCGGUGACACUAUCAAGAGGCCAGCUUCGGUGGCGACAGGGAACCCUCUGCGAUGGGACCGACAGGCGAGCUUUGCAGCGGCCAGACACUCGUGGUGCUCGUUGGAUGAGCCACGGCGAGGCCAUCGGCGCCAGAACUGUGUGCGAAUCACCAAUCUUCCCGCCAUCGAACCAAGGCCAAAGCUGAUUCGGCAGAUGCCUGAACUUGAAGAAGAGCAGCAGAGUGGAGAUGUGAUUGAUGUUGAUGAGUAUGGCCAUGACCAUGGCCCUGGCGAGAUACCACAUACCGGGGACUGGCUCAAGCAGCAACAUCAACAGCAGCAACCGAAACUACAUGCCGCCAUACCAAAAGAGCAGACAACAAUACCGAGAGAACAGACAACAGCAAUGGCCCCAGAGUCGGCCGCCGUGACCCCAUCCCCUUUCAGAAACCGGCCGAUUCUGACACCGUCCUCUCGGCCACUACCACACCAGUACAUGCAGACCUCUAGCAGCGUGUCCUCAGGCAUACCGAGAGCGGAUUCCGACAUUUUUAGCCCGGCACACAUGGAACCAGGCCCGUCAAUGGUCUAUAAGACUUCACCACGGCAAUGGGCCUUUUCCUUUUCGCCCAACCCGAACCUGAGAGACAACGUCAGAGUCAAUGGGAGUUCGCCCAACCCGAGAGACAACAUCAUAGUCAUUGGGAGUUCACCCAGCCCGAGAGACAACAUCAGAGUCAAUGGUAGUCGUAGUCCACCAUCUAUACUCGCAUCUGAGGCCCAGACCCAGCCAUUCGAUUCGCCAACUCUCCCUUCCCCAGCGCUGAACUCUUCCUCGUUAUAUCCUCGGAGAUCUCUGGUCAAAGGACCCCGUAACCCGCGUGGUUCAGGUUCAGGUUCAUGCAAAGGGCUCCGGAACCCGCGUGGCUCAGGGUCAGGGUCAGGCUUAGGUUCAGGUUCAGGUCUACGCCUAGGCUCAGGUUCAGGCUUACACUUAGGCUCAGGGUCGUCUCCGAGCCCAUUGCAGAACAAACAACACAGCUACGCCCUCAGCAAGCAACGAGGCCGAUCCUCUGGCUCUGGCUCUGGCGGGGCGGCGACAAAGGAAAGGGAAAGAGAAGUAGACCUGCGAAAAUCCGUCAUGGUGUUGAGGAGUAUGAAUUCGGAAGGACUGCUCGACCAGCAGCAAAACAUCAACAUUGAGUUCUACCGCAACAUUGGUGUUGGUGUUGGUGUCGGUGGCAAUGAGCUUGUUGGUGUCGAUGUUAAUGAGCCUGUUGGUGUCGAUGACUGUACUCCUCACCCUUCGUACAAGCUCACCCUCACCCCGCCGAUGAACAAGCGUGUCAGCGGGCUACGGCACAGCGGGGCCUGCGUCUCUACAAUGAGUAUGAUGAACACGAAGACAUCGCCGACUUUUGGUAUGAACACGAAUACAUCGCCGACUCUUGGGAUGAGUAUGAACAUGAAAACAUCGUCGACUCUUGGGAACAUGAACACGAACACAUCGCCGACUCUUGAUCAAAACAAAAACCAAGACAAGGACAGAACGAUAGACAGAGAUCGAUCCAGCCCGUUGGUCCAGUCGACGUCGACGGCGACGAACGUGGCGAGGGGAACCCUGAACCUACAUCGACCCAAGGCUGGCGUUGAUGUUGAUCAUGGUGUCGGCGUCGGUGUCAAGACCAUCAACUCUCUCACCAUCCCUUCACCGCAUUUUGGUUCUACCGCCAUAUCAGCCUCGCCGUUCGCACUGUCUCCGCACUGUGGUACUACCGCCAUAUCAGCCUCCCCGUCCGCACUGUCGAUCUGGGAAGACGCCAGCGUGUGUGGCGACAGCCCUGAGCCGGAAAAGGAACUCCACAAACCGCAAAUCAAUCUCGACUGGGAAUCGGGUCUGCAUGUGACGCCGCUGGUUCUGCGGACGAAAAGCAAUCUUCGGGACGAUAAUUGGACCAGGGACCAACAGGAGCGACAUCAGGAGCAGCAACAGCAGCGACACCAACACCAACAACAGGCUCAAGCCCAGCGCCCCAUCUCUAAUCAACGCGCCGGCCUCCCAAGACAAGGCUUUCAUGAUACAGCACUGUCGCGACCAAAGACACCGAAUAAAUCGUACCCAUACCAAUACCCGUACUCAAUCUCUCCAUCGCCGCGUGUCACCAGUAUCGCGCGGUCGGGGCCCGGACCAGGCAUCUACAUGUCCAUGGAUGGCGUCGAUCUCGAUCUAGAUAACGAGAGUGACAAUGACAACGACAAUGACAGUGACGCCGAGAAUGUGAACAACUUUGUCAGCGCCGGCGCCGGUACCAACACCAGCACCAGCAUUAAGGAUUCCCCAUUGACUUUGAAUUUGACCUCGGAUACGAACACAAACACGACCGCGAAUACGCACUCGCACUCGAACUCGAACUUCAACUCCAAUUCGCGUCUUGUCCAGCGUCUCGAACGUGCCGUGAGCAACAAUCAACGGCAGAAUUGGACGAGGCUCGAGAGCGCGUGGAGUCUCAGUGCCGGGUCGCAGACGGGACAUGGACAUCAGCACAAACAGAAGCGGUUCAAUGGCACGUAG
Molecule: messenger RNA, 4008 nt
Organism: Capronia epimyces CBS 606.96
Lineage: Eukaryota; Fungi; Ascomycota; Eurotiomycetes; Chaetothyriales; Herpotrichiellaceae
Exons: 2
Coding region: 1-4008 (1335 amino acids)
Source: RefSeq, a predicted model, not a curated record